AUGCGCGCAUUGCAAAAGCGAUCACAAUACUUUAUUGCACGAUGUAUACAUAUUAAAUAUCAACGCGGGCGAGCGAGACAGCAACAAAAGUGUCACACAGCAGAGAAACCUGACACAUGUUUCACAAGAAAACGUCGCCAAAAUCCUCCUGGCAGCAGCCAAAAUCAAGGUGUCGUAUCAGACGAUGGAAGCUCUCUGACGAUGCGAGCGCUGAUCGCUCAAGGACCACAACAUCUAAUGGGACCAUUGCCAAGUAACGAGUAUCUGUUAGUAGUGGUCGACUACUAUAGUCGAUACAAAGAAGUAAACAAUUACAAAAACAUCAUAAGCUUACAGAUUAUUAAAAUGGUAAAAGAAAUGUUCAGUAGACUUGGUUAUCCUAUUUCUAUCACCGCCGACAAUGGCAAGCAGUUCGUUAGUGAAGAGUUUCGACCUUUUUGCAAAGAAUGUAACAUUAAGUUACAGUUAGUACUGUACAAUAUUGGCUUCAAAUGA
Molecule: messenger RNA, 495 nt
Organism: Parnassius mnemosyne (clouded apollo)
Lineage: Eukaryota; Metazoa; Arthropoda; Insecta; Lepidoptera; Papilionidae
Source: the annotation of a GenBank genome assembly